Messenger RNA from Harmonia axyridis, 6290 nucleotides. Its product is annotated as agrin-like. The coding region runs from base 449 to 6274 and encodes 1941 amino acids. Gene Ontology annotation, biological process: multicellular organism development; cell differentiation. The transcript is spliced from 30 exons. NCBI's taxonomy places the organism in Eukaryota, Metazoa, Arthropoda, Insecta, Coleoptera, Coccinellidae. The record is from RefSeq and is a predicted model, not a curated record. Gene Ontology annotation, molecular function: protein binding; calcium ion binding.
UUUCGAAAAGAGUUCUUGAAUAUUCACUAAGCUGAAAACGAUUUUAUUUCGCGGCCACGAAGCCUCUAUCUAAUUUAUUAAACGAAGAGAAUUCGAAGAUCGAGAGUUUGGAAUAUCGAAUAGUCUUUCGAAUUUUGUUUACACGAUAUAAACAGUGUUUCCAGAAAUGAAGCCUCAAUAAUAGUAAACUUAAUUUACACAAAGGAACAGAUCCAUCAGACAACAAGAAUAAUACGAUAUCGAGGCGGCCCGAACUUGACAGUGUAAACAACAAUAGUGGUGGUUCGAAAUAGCGAAGUGGCAUCAAAAUGAACAAAUUGAAGAGAAAACGUUACGGGAUCAAACCGACGCUUGGACGUAGACCGAGUUCAAUCCCUUGCCCCUCCACGUAAAAUGAUAUAUAGCACGUAGGGGAUGACGGAAUUGCCGGUAAAUAAGAUCAUCUAAGAUGCGUUACAAGCCGGAGUCGAGCAUCAACGCGGUCGCCACCUACAGGGUCUACGGUAACAGUGCCGAACAACAUCAGGACGAAGACGGCUUCGUACCUGCAAGUAAUGCCUAUCAGAAAGUCAUUAGAAAUCCCCCAGACGACAAUAAAGUAUCGAAAUCUCCUAAUGGCGUCCAGGCCCAGGGAACGAACGAUUCCCGGUCGUGUGGAUGGUGCCUAGGAUCAUCUUCCUCCAACACCGAGAGCGCCAGAGACUCUUGUUUCUUCUCAUGGUGCCGCCCCACGUUGCUGCUUCUCAUCCUCAUCCUACUGAUCAUCAUCUUCGUUUUCAUAUCUGGAGUGUUACUCUACUAUAAUUAUCUGGUUCAUAAGCCCCGUCUACAUAUCAUCGAAGAACCUUGUGAAAAAACCUUCUGCGCUUGGGGUGCCCACUGUAUCACGGGAAUUGAUGGAAGAGCUUUAUGUCAAUGUCCAACGGAAUGUCGAAGACAUGAAGCUUUCGUGUGUGGUUCAGAUGGGAAAACUUACGCCAAUCACUGCGAACUUCGUGUUGCCUCCUGCAAGGCGAGGCAAAACACCUACAUCAAAUAUCAAGGAAAAUGCGAACUAAAUGACCCAUGUAGGGAUAAAGUAUGCCACUUCGGAGCUAAAUGUCUGGUACUUCCUGAUGGACAUAAUGCUAGUUGCGUUUGCCCCACCACAUGUCCCAAUUACGGUGAUCAUGUAACAUCUAGACCGCUUUGUGGUUCUGAUGGAAUCACUUAUAAUAACCAGUGUGAACUUCAACAAGCUGCAUGUACGUCUAGCACCAAUAUAACCAUCAAGUUCACUGGCAAGUGUGAUCCCUGCUCCGGGGUUAAGUGUACGGAACCUGAGAUAUGUCAGCUGGAUCCACGCCGGAACCCGAUUUGUCGAUGCGGAGAUACGUGCCCUCUGGAAUUCACCCCAGUAUGCGGAUCCGAUGGAAAAACUUACUCCAACGAGUGCACUUUGAGGCAGGAGGCCUGCCGAAGGAGGAAAUCCCUGCAUAUAAUAUAUAGGGGCAAAUGCAGUUCAGGUAUAAACCCUUGCACUAGUGUCAUCUGCGGUCAUGGAGAAGAAUGUGCAAUCAAUAAAUUUGGCAUUGCACAUUGCGAAUGUGCACAAAACUGCGAGCCGGUGAUGAGACCUGUUUGCUCUAAGGAAGGAAGGACCUUCCCUUCAGAGUGUGAAAUGCACAGAUCUUCUUGCUUGAGCCGUACGCCCAUGGAAAUAGCUUAUCGCGGCGUAUGCGGAGAGAAGGGGCCUUGUUCAGAGCACGUUUGCCACUACGGGUCCACCUGCGUCGAGAAAUCUGGUCAGGCUUAUUGCGAGUGUCCAGUCUGUCCAGCUGAAUUCGCUCCCGUAUGCGGAUCCGAUGGAAUAUCUUACGGAAACGAAUGCAAACUUCGUCUGGAGGGCUGCAAACACCGGAGAGACAUAAGAGUGCUCUACGAUGGCCCUUGCAAUGGUUGCGAGAAAAAACCUUGCGAUUUUUACUCUGUCUGUGAGGCAAAUGGAACAUCAGAAGGAAAAUGCGUUUGUCCCAAAUCGUGUGCAGAUACGAAGCUGAAUAAUGGUACAGUAUGCGGCACAGACGGUGUGACAUACUCCAGUGAAUGCGAGCUGAGACUCACUUCUUGUAAGCUGCAGCAAUUCAUCCUGCUAGCGUACAAAGGGACUUGUGAUUUAUGCGGGGGCGUGAAAUGUAAAUAUGGGGGCCGAUGCGAGGCAGGUAACUGCGUAUGCCCCACGAACUGCGAGGGCUCAGGAGUCGAGCCAGUGUGUGCCUCCAACAUGGUGACAUUCCCUAACGAAUGUGAAUUACAGAAGGCGACGUGUUUAGACGCCGACAACUCAGCCCAUCUAACUGUGGUUUUUUACGGCGACUGUCGCGAAAGAUUCUCCGUGGAGGGCACGUACAACGCAACUACACCGCCUCAGACUGUCGCCCCUGUAACAACCGAAGCCACCAGGUCUAACGAAACAGACGUGAGCAAUGCGAACGCUGAGAAAGAGGCCUGCAAAGACAUCCACUGCGACUUCGAGGCCACCUGCGAGCUCGGCAAGGAGAAUUUUCCAAGGUGCACCUGUCAGUUCGAUUGUGCCGCCGCUGAACUGCAGUCCACGCCAAAACCUAUUUGCGCCUCUGAUCUCAGAAUCUAUCCCUCGCUUUGUGCCAUGAAAAUGGAGGCUUGUCAAAGCCAGAAGGAGCUCCGUUUGAGACCUUUGGAACUCUGUCAAGGAAUGGAAGUUAAACCCUGUGGGGGCGAAAAACCUCUAACAGACCCGCUAACUGGUAAAGAAUUAGAUUGUGGCAGUGGUCCAACAAGAAAGGACUGCCCUUCAGGGAGUUAUUGCCAUCAAACCGUUAGAUUCUCCAGAUGUUGCCGCAAAGACCACCACUAUUACGAGCAGACUUGCGUGAACAGUUGGUACGGGUGCUGUCCAAACAGCAAUAUUCCUGCACAAGGUCCAAAUAACGCUGGUUGUCCUGCAUCCUGCGGUUGCAACAGAUUGGGAUCUUUCGCUGACAGCUGCAUGCCUGGAACUACGAAAUGCAAGUGCAGGCCUGGCGUGGGUGGAGAAAAAUGUGAUAGAUGCGAGCCUGGUUAUUGGGGACUGCCAAAAAUAUCAUCUGGACACCUAGGAUGUAUACCUUGCGGCUGUUCAGCGUUUGGUUCAGUGAGAGAAGACUGUGAGCAAAUGACAGGCCGCUGUGUUUGUCGACCAGGUGUUCAAGGCCAAAAAUGUACCGUUUGCACCAGUCAUGACAAAAUCCUUGGACCAAAUGGUUGUGUAUCCCCUGAUGCAGCUUCGGUGGUUGUUUCAUCCUGCAAAGACCUCACGUGCUAUUUUGGUGCAACUUGUGUGGAGAAGAAUGGAGCUGCAAUUUGUGUAUGCAGUACACGGUGCAAGCCAGAUGAGAACGAUCAGCCUGUGUGUGGCAGUGAUGGACAGUCAUAUCGCAGUGUAUGCCAUUUGAAGCAGGUGGCGUGCAAAAUGCAGAAGGAUAUAGUGCUUCAGGCUUUUGGUGCUUGUAAAGAUAACGGUUUAGCAAGUACCGAUGGACCAGCCCAUCAUUACACUCCACUGCAGUUCACGCAACCAGACGAAGCAAACUCUCUUUCCAAAUCAACCAGACAUCUUCUGGCUCCAGAUCCAAGAUACUACUACGAAAGAACUGGUUCAUUUGGAAGACCAGCUCAGGCUGUUUCUUACCCUGCAGAAUUUGGACUGACAGCCUCAAAAUAUAAACCACCAGGCAAUCAUAGGAACCUUUUUGACAUAAAUGUUGAUCGCUUCGACCCUUCUUAUCGUCCCACUCCUGCCACUGUGCAUGUUAUAGCAGCUCUUCUAGGUGAUAUUUGUUCAGAUGAUUCAGACUGUAUUAUUGUGAACAGUCAAUGUGUAAAAGAAGCUUGUAUAUGUAAACCAGAUUUUGUGGAAUCCAACGAUAGACAAGAAUGUAUCGAAAAAAGUUCAAAUUCUAUCACUGGCGAACUUCAGGCAUGUUCUUCAUUCCCUUGUCUUAACGAAGGCACUUGUAUAGAUCUACCAGGAAGUACUUACAUUUGCGUUUGCCAAGGGAAUUUCACAGGGAAUACCUGCGAAACUGAGAUCGAAAUAAUCAACUACGAUGUUCCAGCCUUUCAUGGCACCUCCUACAUUCAACUCAAACCUUUAAAGGCCUAUUACAAACUGAGCAUCGAAUUGGAAAUUAAGGCCUACACUAAUGACGGUAUUCUUUUGUAUAACCAGCAGAAAUAUGAUGGUUCUGGUGAUUUUGUGUCAUUGGCUCUGGUUGAUGGACAUUUUGAAUUUAAGUAUGAUUUGGGUAACGGACCAGUGGUCAUAAGGUCUAUCAACAAAAUUAAGCUCAUGAAAUUUCAUAAAAUCAUCAUAAAGAGGUACCAUCGAGACGGCCUGCUUAAAGUAGACGAUGAAGAAGAUGUAGGAGGACAAUCCAGAGGAAAUUUGAAGGCUUUAGAUUUGCUGGAUGACACAUACUUAGGGUACAUUCCUACAAAUUUCUCACAGGUUUACAAAAAUAUAGGAACCGAUAAAGGAUUCCAGGGCUGUAUAAGGAAAUUCGUGAUAGGACGUCACAAUGUUCACUUGCACGCAAACAGAGACGAUAGGAUAAUAAAGACGAGAAAUUUAUACGAUUGUGACAAUAAACCCUGUAUGGCAUACCCUUGCCAGAACAAUGGCACCUGUGUAGAUUUGGACAGCAAUUUAUUCACCUGCAAGUGCAAUGAGGGCUAUACUGGAGAAAUUUGCAACAAAUUCUUGAAUCCUUGUUUGUCGCAUCCCUGCUUUGGUGGCGCCACUUGUUCUGAAAUCAGCCAAGACGAUUAUAUUUGCAAAUGUCCACCUGAGAGAGCAGGACAUAGGUGUGAGAUAGAUAUUAGAGAAGUGGUAACUCCAGAAUUCAGAGGUUCCAGCUACAUAAAAUAUCCCUUGAUGCUGGACCUGAAGAAGAGUUUCAGCAUAGAGGUAACAUUCCUUCCAACGUCUCUCAAUGGUGUACUCAUCUACAGUGGUCAAGAUCGAAAUGGGCAAGGCGAUUUCAUAUCCUUAAACCUGGUUAGAGGUCAUUUGGAAUUCAGAUUCAAUUUGGGAAGUGGUAUCGCCAAUUUAACAACACGAGCCACAAUUGAAAAUGGGAGGUGGCAUAAUGUGCGCAUUUCUAGAAAAGGUAGAGAAGGUAUUCUUCAGUUGGACAACUCCAGUGUUGUUUAUGGAUAUUCUGGGAUACCCAUGAUGGAUCUGAACUUGGAUCUUCCCCUUUUCAUUGGAUCUGUUGCGUCUUGGAAAAAAGUACACAAAUUGUCAGGAGUGUACAAAGGAUUCCGAGGAGCCAUUCAGAAAGUUUUACUCAAUGGAAAACCGCUUCCAAUCAAUACGCAACUAGAAGACUGUUUUUCUGUAUUUAGUAAUAGAAGUAGCUGUUCCGUAGAUGUAGGUAUAUAUGAUGGAGCCCCUUGUCCCCUAAGAAAUAACCCCUGCAAAAAUGGUGGAAUUUGCUUACCCCACAUGGAUAACUUUAAAUGUAAAUGUCUCUCGAAAUUUAGAGGAAAAACUUGCCAAAUAUCACAAAAGAAGUCAUACUCUAUCAAAUUCAAUGGUGCCACAUUUUUGCAAUAUAAGCAUAAUCAUAUCAGAAGUGACAUCGAAGAUCAAUAUUAUGAGAAUGAAUAUGAAGACUAUUAUAUUUCGAAUGAAGAAAAUUUUAACAAUACUAAUAACGAGCUUUUUUAUGAUGAGAGUAAUAACUUUGACGAUGAAGAGGGGAGAAAACUUUACAGAAGAAAGCCAGAAAGAUGGAACAGAUACGAAAUCAAACUCAGAACAUACGCUUUGGAUGGUUUGAUACUGUGGAGAUGUAAAAACAAAAAUAUCAUGCAAAACUACUUUGCGAUAUCUUUAGUAGAUGGUUUCAUCGAGCUUAGCUACAACUUAGGAACAGAGACGAAAUUAUUUACAAUCAGAUCCAAUGAAAGAGUCAACGAUGGUAAAUGGCACACUGUCCAUAUACAGAGAAGAAAAAGAAUGGGGAUAAUUACGAUCGAUGAUAAUAUUCCUAUAAAGGGUACAUCCCCUCAUGGAGGCCUCAUUUUGCAUACAAAUGCGAAAUUGUGGAUAGGUGGAGCUCCAACAUUGCCAAUGGAUCUGCCAUCAGCAUAUUAUAAGAAUUUUGUUGGCUGCAUUCAAUAUAUUUUGAUAAAUGGUAAAUCGUUAGACAUGCUAAGCAGUAUUGGAAAUAUCAAUUAUCAUUUUUGUCAUGAAGAUGAAAUACAAUAAAUAAUGAAUAAUUGUG